AUGCCCAUCUACGACACUUCAUCAAGUUCAGAUAUCCCACGCGGAUCGAUGCGAAUCGACUGGAACCGACUAUUUCCGCGAUUGACUUCGAAAACUCUUCUAUCGCAUUAUCUACCAGCUUCUGGUGCCAUUUCCCACACGUUGUACACAGUUCAUCUCUUCAGCCCCAAAAUCAUUUCCAAUCUUUUCCCAACCGGCGAUCUCGCUGUGAGCAACACCAUUCUGUUCAAUGCGAACGUAGGCCUCGGAUUCUACGUGUAUUUCAGAAGACAUCUUCAACAUCUCCACCCAUGGGAGCGUGUCGAGUUCAGUGUACUGACUUCGACUAUUUUUAAUUUCGGCACUUUGUUGGCUGCUGUUCUUAUCAAAGCCCUUUUCCCAGCCAAAUCUCGAACUUGGGUUAAAACAAUUGCGGCAACUUCAUUAAGCGUUUACUUGCUUACCAGAGCCUAUAAGUAUCUUGGCGUUCUUGACACGAAACCAACUAAAACGGCCGGAAGCGUUGCCAGCCCAUCUUCUGUCAAAUGCCGUGCCCGUCGUGGUAGCCGUUCUGUAGUGUCUCGAGCCGCUUCAGUGCUCCCAGAUGCAUCGAUAUCUUAUACCGAAGAAAUUGCGAGAGAUUCGCCCAUCGAUGAUCGAAAUGUUCUAAUGACGCCGUCAGUUACGAAUGCGUCGACGACAGAAGGCGACUUGAUGAGUUGCACCACAGACGAUGUGAAUAUGAAGUCAACUAAACCAAAUUUCCGAUACUUGCACUCGUUUGCUCUUAACAAUCUCAAUCAGACGCGACCGGCGAAAGCUGACAUUUUGAGAAGAGCAGUUCAAAACAAUGCCGAAAAACCACUGAACAGUAGAAGAACAUCAAACACUCAAAUCUCGUUCAAACCAACCACUCCAACUUGUUUUGUGACCCCGGAACCUUCGCUUAAGGAUGUUUCUGCGGUUUACACACCGCCCCCAUCGAGGCUUGUCGAGUCUCACUACAAAAAACCAAAGCGAGUUGUUCGCCACGAGAAGGAUGAGUUGGAUCGAGUAAUUGAUAUGGCUCAAUGGCAUGCUCACCUUGUGAUGGUGCCCAUCGCAUUCACAUGCUUCAUCACCGAAUCGAUGCCCUUGAUUGAUACGCUGCGAUUCAUCUUCUACGGAUAG
This is a messenger RNA of Caenorhabditis bovis, 1149 nucleotides long. The record is from the annotation of a GenBank genome assembly. NCBI's taxonomy places the organism in Eukaryota, Metazoa, Nematoda, Chromadorea, Rhabditida, Rhabditidae.